This is a messenger RNA of Hyposmocoma kahamanoa, 3089 nucleotides long. Its product is annotated as protein zer-1 homolog. NCBI's taxonomy places the organism in Eukaryota, Metazoa, Arthropoda, Insecta, Lepidoptera, Cosmopterigidae. The coding region runs from base 162 to 2462 and encodes 766 amino acids. The record is from RefSeq and is a predicted model, not a curated record. Gene Ontology annotation, molecular function: protein binding. Gene Ontology annotation, cellular component: Cul2-RING ubiquitin ligase complex. The transcript has 8 exons.
UGUAGGUACCUCCCCAAAACAGUGUUGUACGAUGGUAGAUUCGGAAGUGCUAGUAACUUAACGAGAACACGUUUUGGAGGACAUAAGUUAAAGAAAAUGAUAUCAUUGCAGUUCUUGUCCACAAAGACGUCUUGAACAGAAAGUGCGCGAUUACGAACAGAAUGUCGUCCGAUCAGGAAAUGUUUUCUUUGUAUGAUAGUUCUCCGGAUACUCUAUUUGAUAUAUCCAUGAACUACAUUGUGAACAAUUUGAACAUUAUUACGAAACUUGACCCCACCAGUCGCUGGCGUAAGCUCAAAGACGAUGUCAUUCUGCCAGGUGAAAUAUGUGAAAGGUUUUUACAAGCAUACCAGAAGAAUAAUCGUGUGAACGACAAUAUUGCUAACUUGUUCCGCGACCAAAUGCGCACGAGGCUCACCAGUGUGAAGCUCCGCAACUCGCGUAUUACAGACGAGGGGUUGCGCUGUCUUAUGGAGCACAAGCCCUUCGAAGUGGAGUUAGUGCAAUGCGAGUACGUCUCACAAGCCUCAUUAGAUGUAAUCAACAGUAAUAGCCAAAAUCUAAUAUCACUUAAGUUUGGUACCAACACAUACAUUCUAUCGCCAGAUGAAAAUGUCUUUAGACAGAAAGGAUGCAUAAUAGACGCUCCCAAAUUAAAAAAGCUUACUAUUCGCCGAGGACUGUACAUAUUCCCUUUGCUGCUGCUGAAACCUUUGACUCAGCUUACUCACUUGGAUCUCUCUGAAUGUACAUCUGCUGGCUCGAUCUGGGCAUUGAAUGAGCUAAAAAACCUGGUAUCCCUAAUUCUACAUGGAGUACAAUGGUCCAAAGAUGUGAUAGAUUGGAUAGCAAGCUUGCACUCAUUGCGACAUUUGGAUAUAUCACAGUCUAGUGAGAGAUAUGGCAAAUAUACAAAUCCAAAUGAGGUCUUGACAAAACUAGUUACCAGCUUACCACAGUUGGUGUCAUUAGAUAUUUCAGGGACAAAUCUGGCUGGAACUGGGGCAGCAGUAUCUAAUCUGGAAGAAGCUGCAUUUUCUGGUGAUACAGAAAUGCAAGUGCGCUGUGAUAUACCAGGGCUUGUAAGUCGAGUGAACAACCCUUUAGAGUUCCUUGGAUUGUAUGGCACGCAUCACGGAGCUUGCAAGAGACAUGACAUACCGGCCAAAGUGAUCUCUGGAGAUGCAAAUGAGGAGCAGAUACUGACAGCGGCUACAACCUACAUGGAACGUCCACUGAUUCUCACUCGGGUCCUGAAUGAUCUCUACUAUUUGUUCCGUUAUGAAAACAAUGCGUACAUUGGCAGAGCUCUUUCUAUUGUGCUUGAUGCUAUGUAUCAACAUGUAUCUGAAAAACAUAUUCAAAUAUCUGGGAGUGCUACACUUUUCUAUAUAGUGAAAGGCAAGGAAAAAGCUCGUAUUGGCAUUACAUUGAAGCGGCGUAUCAUCACUGCUCUGCUGGACGGCAUGGAUGGCCACCUCGGCGACGACACUAUGAUGCGGAACGGAUGUCUCACAUUGUGCCAGUUCAAAAUACCUACUGAUGUGCUUUUCGAGUAUGAGCGUGUGGUGCAAAUACUGCUAAAUGGUGUUGCUGAUGUACAUCAAGAAGGUUUCGUGCAACGCAUCGCUAUCUAUCUGUUAAACUCCCUUGCUUGUCAGGUGGACGGUAAACAGAAACGAUUCCUUGGAAAUCAUGGCGCUAUAGCUAAAAUGCUUAAUCUGAUAUCGGACCGACUUGAGCGGCAGUUGUGCGAUGACGUGCUUGAGGUCGCCUGGUCGACCAUGUGGAACGUCACCGACGAAACUCCACAGAAUUGCCAAAGAUUUCUUGAGAACCGCGGCAUGAAACACUUCCUAGCAUGCCUCAAGAUUUUCCCAGACAAAGACGAAUUGCUGAGAAACAUGAUGGGUUUGCUGGGUAAUGUGGCGGAGGUGGCAGAGUUGCGACCUCAGUUAAUGGACAAAACUUUUCUCACCGUCUUCUACGAUCUGUUGGAUUCAUCCAGUGAUGGGAUUGAGGUGAGCUACAACGCAGCAGGCGUGCUCGCGCACAUGGCGUCUGACGGUCCCGAGGCGUGGACCGUGGACGAACCUGCGCGAGACGCCGUACUGCAGCGUGUGGCCGCCGCCGUCGAACGGUGGGAUUUACACGCCGAGAGAAAUAUCAACUAUCGCUCUUUUGAGCCCAUACUGAAUUUGUUACAUGCCCACCACACGCCACAGUGCCAACAUUGGGCCGUUUGGGCGCUUGCCAAUCUUACUACUGUUUACCCCGAGAAGUACUGUGGCUUAUUGGACGCCGAAGGUGGUCUUGUACAGCUCAAGGAUCUACUGACGCACCCGGCCCCGUAUGAGAUGAUCAAAGAUCUAGCCUGCAUUGUGAUUGGCAACUACGCCAAGUUCAAGUACGCGGCGCGCAAUGACCCUGAUCCGCCGACGUCUAGUUCACCGGACAAUUAACUAAUGGAGUUCUUUGAGGAGAUUACUCCUCACGUGGAAGAGUAGCAGUCUUGAGCUGUGAAAACCACAGGCUCUCACUGUGCGCCAUCGUUUUCGUCACCCGUCACUUUCACCUGUUCAAUUGAUAUGUUGAGCAAAAUAACACACACAGUGGAGCCAAAAUGCUCUAUUCGCAUGAAUGAACUAAGUGAAACAAUACAAAGAAACUUGAAAAUCAACACCACAGGUACACUGUGUUAGUACAAUAAGUAAAUUAUUGGUGGCGCCCGCAACUAUCUAUACUAAUUGAUUUUUAUUGAAUAUCACUAUGUAUUUUAUGGGAAAUUACUCCACUUGUUUAUUAUAGUUAUUCAAUUAAAAAUUCAAUUAAGUUAUCAAAUUCCUUCGAUCUGACAGGACUAGAACCUGCGUCUAUAUCAAACCAGGGCCAGGUUUUUGUAUUAAUAAUUUAUCUACACAUAUAAAUCGUUCAUCACAACUAGCCGGAUAUGAUGUUUUAUCGAGCUUAAAAUUACCCUUCGAAACAAACAUGUUUUUAACUAACAAAACGAGAAUUUUAACGAGUUUGUGUGUACCUCCUAGAGCUCUGUAGUAUAAUAAUUAUGUAGUACUAAUUAAAACAGGAAG